Molecule: messenger RNA, 357 nt
Organism: Ilyonectria robusta
Lineage: Eukaryota; Fungi; Ascomycota; Sordariomycetes; Hypocreales; Nectriaceae
Exons: 2
Coding region: 1-357 (118 amino acids)
Source: RefSeq, a predicted model, not a curated record
AUGGCCUCACAUCCCAAUUCAAGUAAUGAUUCGUUUGAACUCUAUGACCUCAAAGUCGAGGUUGUGUGCCCGCCGGGAAAACGAAUCCUUUGCGGUGCCAAUGAGGGAGACUAUUUCACUCUUCAAGGCGAGAUGCUGUACCUCCCCCCAAAUCAGGGUAUCAGCAUAUACAGUCUAGCCUCCAUUAUUCCAUUGCUUCCCGCGAAGCAGCGAAUGACAUCCAAGAACGACUGGAUGACUACGGAUGCGCUCAUCGCAUGCCCGGACCCGAACUGCCCUUCCCAGCUGAAGAUUAUCCGGGAGGGUGUUCGAACAUUCAACCACUCUGAGACUACGGUGGUGCCGUUGGAGAAAUGA